This is a messenger RNA of Apaloderma vittatum (bar-tailed trogon), 1208 nucleotides long. It is a transcript of the gene DAW1, whose product is annotated as dynein assembly factor with WDR repeat domains 1. The record is from RefSeq and is a predicted model, not a curated record. The annotation marks the transcript as partial. The transcript is spliced from 12 exons. NCBI's taxonomy places the organism in Eukaryota, Metazoa, Chordata, Aves, Trogoniformes, Trogonidae. Gene Ontology annotation, molecular function: protein binding.
GAAUUAUUCUGGAAUAUGUACAAGGUGAUAAGCCAAAGACCAGAUCUAUAGAUCUACUUGAUCUUAGGCCUGACACAGAUGUCAUAGCCUUAGUAGAAGAAAUUCAGAAAGCAGAACCUCUUGUCACCACUUCAUGCAAGGAACACGUCAUACACGUAGUACAAAGACUGCAGGAGAAGCUAGGGGAAAAAGAGGAUCACAAAUUCCAUCUUUUUAAGGUACUUAGAGCACAUAUAUUGCCACUGACUAAUGUAGCAUUCAACAAAUCUGGUUCCUGCUUUAUCACUGGAAGCUAUGACAGAACCUGCAAAGUAUGGGAUACUAUGUCAGGAGAGGAGCUGCACGUGCUGGAGGGACACAGAAACGUCGUCUAUGCAAUAGCUUUCAAUAAUCCCUAUGGUGACAAGAUUGCCACUGGAUCUUUCGACAAAACCUGCAAACUGUGGAGCACGGAAACAGGAAAAUGUUACCAUACUUUCAGAGGACACAGUGCAGAAAUAGUAUGUUUAUCAUUUAAUCCUCAGAGCACGUUGGUGGCGACUGGAAGCAUGGAUGGCACUGCCAAAUUAUGGGAUAUAGAGAAAGGAGAAGAGAUGGUCACUUUAAGUGGGCACUCGGGAGAAAUUGUUGCCUUGUCUUUCAACACCACUGGAGAUAGGAUUAUCACUGGCUCCUUCGACCACACAGUAGCAGUGUGGGAUGUUGGCACUGGCAGAAUGUUACAUACUUUAGUAGGUCACCGAGGAGAGAUCAGCAGUGCACAGUUCAACUGGGACUGUUCUCUCAUUGUCAGUGGAUCAAUGGACAGAACAGCGAUGCUGUGGAAUGCCGUGACUGGGACACAGAUAGCAACUUUAACAGGUCACAGUGAUGAGAUAUUGGAUGUCUGCUUCGAUUAUGUGGGCCAGCGCAUCGCUACCGCCUCCGCCGACGGAUCAGCAAGAGUCUAUAAUGCAGAAACAAAACAGUGCAUUGCAAAGCUAGAAGGGCACGGAGGUGAAAUUUCAAAGAUAUGUUUCAGCCCUAAAGGCAAUCGUAUACUAACAGCCAGCUCUGAUAAAACUGCUCGACUCUGGGAUGCUGCCACUGGACACUGCCUUCAGAUAUUAGAGGGUCAUGCUGAGGAGAUAUUCUCCUGUGCUUUCAAUUACAAAGGUGAUAUAAUCAUUACAGGGAGCAAGGAUAACACCUGCAGAAUAUGGCGCUGA